AUGUCAGGCGCCGCUAUAAGUAAGCUAAGGGAAAUUGAUGAAGCAAGGAGGCGGAUCAAGGCAGUGGCAUUCACACACACCACUAUCGAGGAAUUAAGAGAAAUCAAAAGUUGGCUCAAUGAGGGGCUUGUAAAAUUAUUUAAAGAGCUGGACUUUGAAACCGAAACGUUCGUUGACCUCACUAAAAAAGAUCUCUUGAAUAAAUUCAAAGGCAUUACUACCAAGUAUGAUUUCGAAGCCUACGACUGCUUAAUUGUCUGCAUCAUGAGUCACGGGGAUAAAGACUAUUUCUUUGCCGGCGAUAGAAAGGAGAUCAAAAUCCAAAGCAUCCAACAAAAGUUUAAUAACAAAAACUGCAAGGCACUUUGCGGAAAACCCAAGCUUUUUUUUAUUAACGCCUGUCGAGGAAAAACUGCUGAUCCUGGAACAGAAGUCAAGGAAAGUGGGUCCAAAUCGUUAGUAAAAUCUCAACCUCCGCCAGAGCCAGAAGCCGACAUUGCUGUCGAGAAUAGUGAUAGGGAAACUACGGCAGAAAAUGCGGAUAUGCUCACUGCAUUCGCCAGCGUUGAGGGGUACUCCUCUCAUCGUCAUGAAGAGGAAGGGAGCUGGUUCAUUAGCAGCUUGAUAAAGGUUUUUAAAGAAAAUGCUGGUGUGGAGGAUGUGAUGGRCAUGCUGACUCUAGUGAAUAAAGAAGUGAAUUCUAAAGGAAGACUGGGGAGUAAGCAAGUUCCAGAAUCAAAAAACACUUUGACUAAAAAAGUAUAUUUUUGGCCAGGAAUGACAUUUAAAUAAUAUUGAAAUUUGAACAGUCAGGYUGUCGUGUUGCUCCAUUCAUUCUUCUUAGAACUAUCAAACGUCCUGUAGGAACUGCUAACACUGUAAUUUUCCCUUAUUAGGCCUAUUCGUAUAGGAAAUUGCACGAUCUCGAGAAAGGCUCGUGCAAUUACAUGAACUUUCAAAACA
Messenger RNA from Actinia tenebrosa (Australian red waratah sea anemone), 963 nucleotides. RefSeq names its product caspase-14-like. The record is from RefSeq and is a predicted model, not a curated record. Lineage: Eukaryota; Metazoa; Cnidaria; Anthozoa; Actiniaria; Actiniidae.